GUAAAUGUGGACGUGUACUACGAGUCUUUGUGCCCUGACAGCAAAAAAUUCAUCAACACCCAACUUUAUCCAUCUCUUCAGAACUCACUCAAGAACAGCGUACGCUUGAACUUAAUUCCUUAUGGAAAAUCUACGCACCAGACGCGCGGAUCAGACGUAGAAUUCGAAUGUCAUCAUGGUCCAAAUGAAUGCUACGGUAACAAAGUACAUGCCUGUGCUCUAAACCACAUCCAGGUGGAUUCUUUCCAACAAAGACACACAAGAGAAUCUUUGAUCCUCACCUAUAUCAACUGUCUGAUGGAGAAUUCUAAUCUCAACCCCAGCAACCUCUUCCCAACUCAGAUG
Molecule: messenger RNA, 345 nt
Organism: Ctenocephalides felis (cat flea)
Lineage: Eukaryota; Metazoa; Arthropoda; Insecta; Siphonaptera; Pulicidae
Product: GILT-like protein 1
Exons: 2
Molecular function (GO): oxidoreductase activity, acting on a sulfur group of donors, disulfide as acceptor
Source: RefSeq, a predicted model, not a curated record